Molecule: messenger RNA, 2179 nt
Organism: Trifolium pratense (red clover)
Lineage: Eukaryota; Viridiplantae; Streptophyta; Magnoliopsida; Fabales; Fabaceae
Product: heat stress transcription factor A-3-like
Exons: 3
Coding region: 363-1718 (451 amino acids)
Biological process (GO): regulation of transcription by RNA polymerase II
Cellular component (GO): nucleus
Molecular function (GO): DNA-binding transcription factor activity; RNA polymerase II cis-regulatory region sequence-specific DNA binding
Source: RefSeq, a predicted model, not a curated record
ACAAUAGUAUCUCUGUAGCAACAAAAUAUCUAAGUCCACCAUCAUCAUCAUCACACACGUGACAAUGACAACAAAGACAAAGAUAGAACUAACCAACAACGUAGCUGCAACGAAACAACACUAUCAAUGUCGGCGCUCAUAUUUCACUACACUUUUCAAUGGCCCCAUUUUUCUUCCACCGCCAUCAAAACUACUCUCACCACCUUCCACCGCCUUUUCACCCCCUUUUUAUAUAUUCUUCACCACCACUUCAUUUUUAACUCAUACCCUUUAUACCCCUCACAAAAAAAAAACCGUUUUUUUCUCAUACCCAUUAUACCCCUAACAAAAAAAACCGUUUUUUCUGUUACUCAAAACUUAACAUGAACCCAAACCAUGAAAAAAUCUCUCCCAAAUUUUCAUCUCCUUUGAGCUCACCUUCCAUGGUGGAGGUUGAAGCAUCAUUAUCACCUGUGCCUAUGGAGUGUUUGCAAUUGAACAACCCGGUUCCUCCAUUUCUUUCAAAAACAUUUGAUUUAGUUGAUGACCCUUCUUUGAAUCCAAUUAUAUCAUGGAAUUCUAAUGGUGUUAGCUUUGUGGUGUGGGAUCCAUUGGAGUUUGCUAGAAUUGUCUUGCCUAGACAUUUCAAACACAACAAUUUCUCCAGUUUUGUUCGUCAGCUUAAUACUUAUGGAUUCCGUAAAAUCGACACCGACAAAUGGGAGUUUUUCAAUGAAGGUUUCCAGAAAGGGAAGAAGCACUUACUGAAGAACAUUCAAAGGCGCCGGUCGUCUCCAUCUCAGCAAGUUGGUAACUAUGUUGGAUCUUCUUCUGAUGCAGGGAAAUCUGGAGUUGAGGUCGAGAUAGAAAGACUGAGGAAAGAGAGGAGUGUGUUAAUGCAAGAAGUGGUUGAUUUACAGCAACAACAACGAAUGACGGCUUCUCAUGCAGGUAAUGUGAAUCAAAGGCUUCAAUCUGCUGAACAAAGACAGAAACAAAUGGUAUCUUUCUUAGCCAAGUUGUUUUCAAAUCCGGACUUUUUAGCGCGACUUAAGCAGAAGAAAGAACAAAAAGAUAUAGAAUCUCCAAGAGUGAGAAGGAAGUUUGUUAAGCAAAACCAAAAUGAAGAAGAGAAUCUUAAAGAUGGGAAAAUUGUGAGGUACCAACCCAAUUGGGAGAACAUAAACAUGUCUUGUGAAACUCAAGAACUAAGUCAUGUUUCCGUUGAACACUCUCCUCACUAUUUUUCACAUGAUUUAGCUAAAGAUAUAGGUGUUGAAGAUUUUACUUCUCAAAUUGAGAAUAUUUCAUUAGAUAAAUAUGCUGCAAUGCAUGAAAAUAUUUCAUCUAAUUCAGAAACCAUUAUUGGUGAAGGAUCAUCUAGCUUUGGUUUUGAUGAACCUUUUUCCAAAGGGAAAAAUGUUAUUAGUCCAAAUGAAGUAGUUAUUCCUGAGAAUUUUAAAGGGUUUCAAGAGUUUCAAUCUAUUGGGACUGAAAACAUUAUCAAACAAGAAGAUAUAUGGGAUCCUAAUUUCAAUAUUGGUGUUACUACUACUUCAAGCUGUGGGAAUGAAAUGUGGGGAAAUCCUAUCAAUUAUGGAGUGCCAGAUUUUGGAGUUAUGUCUGAGACAGAUAUGUGGGAUAUUGGUUUUGGAAGUUUAGGUAUUGAUAAGUGGCCAGCUGAUGAAUCUCCUUUUGAUGAGAUAGAUAGUCAAGGUGGUAAGCCAAAAUAUGAUUAGACCUGCCUAAGAAAAUGUCGAUUUGUUAAGUUUGGCGGAAUCACGGUAGUUGAUAUGAUUUUGACAAAUUCUACAUUUUAGAGUUUCGACAAAAUUAUGAUAUUACUUUGAUUUCGUCAAAUUCACUAUAAAUUUAAACUUUUAAUUUUAAACAUGCACUCAGCUGCUCUGCACUAGUUGCAUUUGAGCACUUUAUUAUAGUUCCUAGGGGUCAUAUUAUUGAAUAACUUUGAUUUAUAAACAGUGUUGAAGCUUUCAUUCUUUCUUUAUUUGCAAUUUUUAUUUUUUUUAGCAUGCUUUUCAUUGUAAAUUCUAUUUUUUAUUUAUUUCAUUCUAGUAAUCAUUCUUUAGUAUUAAUAGAAAUACGAACACAUUCGUAUUUGUAUUGUACUUUCUUGUGUAUAUAUAUUUUAUUGUAUAAAAUUCGAUAUAAUUUAAUUCAUUGUUUCAAUUUUAUAUGA